Messenger RNA from Oncorhynchus nerka (sockeye salmon), 6798 nucleotides. RefSeq names its product semaphorin-5B-like. Bases 311 to 3724 code for a protein of 1137 amino acids. The transcript has 24 exons. Gene Ontology annotation, molecular function: chemorepellent activity; semaphorin receptor binding. Gene Ontology annotation, biological process: neural crest cell migration; semaphorin-plexin signaling pathway; negative regulation of axon extension involved in axon guidance. Lineage: Eukaryota; Metazoa; Chordata; Actinopteri; Salmoniformes; Salmonidae. The record is from RefSeq and is a predicted model, not a curated record.
GCGAUGGUCCUUGUAAUAGCGUCCAACUCACAGAGAGAACGCAGUAACCAGCACAGGUCGUUAUGUGAGCGAGACACAUCGAAGAGAGGAGAUACCCUUCCAAUGAGGUAGCCUGACGAAUCAAGUAGAGCCCUCGAGUUUUGCGUGACAUUUCGAACAAGUUGGAAAAAACAUCAAAGGUUUCUAAAGGAUAGAACAGCCCUCUCAGCCCAUCCCUGUAGCCGCAGGACCAUGUGCCAGUGAUGACUAGCUGUUGUAUUCCAGAGGCCCACCUUGGCAGCUAGAGGAGAGGCUCCGCCCCAUCACCGUGAUGGCAGCGUUGCCGCGGUACGCCACCCCCAUGUCUGUGCCUGGCAUGUUGCUCCUCCCCCUGCUACUGCUGCCCCUCCCCAUCGCGCUGUCCCAGAAACCCCUGCUCCUCUCCCCGCCCGACCCCACGCCCGCCUCCCUGUACCUUUCCCGGCCGGAGUGCACCCUGAGAGAGCACCCUGUGGUCACCUUCCAAGCCCUGAGUCCUUGGAUCUCUAUUUUCUCCCACCCGGGCGUGAGAGACUACUCCCAACUGACCCUUGAUCUGACCAGGAAUGAGCUGAUAGUGGGUGCAAGAAACUUCCUCUUCAGAUUGAGUCUCAACAACGUGUCUCUCAUCCAGGCAACGGAAUGGAUUCCAGAUGAUGACACCAGGAGGUCCUGUCAGAGCAAAGGGAAGACCGAGGUAGAGUGUCAGAACUACCUCCGCGUGCUACUGGUCAAUAAGACUGAGGUCAUCACCUGUGGAACCAACGCCUUCCAGCCCCUCUGUAUCACCCGGGAGGUGGGGAACAUGUCCAGUGUGUUGGAUCGUGUGAACGGCGUGGCACGGUGCCCGUAUGACCCUCGCCAUAACUCCACAGCGGUGGUGACGGAGAGUGGUGAGCUGUUCGCCGCCACUGUCAUAGAUUUUUCGGGUCGCGACCCCGUCAUCUACCGGAGCCUAGGAGGCAUGCCACCCCUUCGGACUGCCCAGUACAACUCCAAGUGGCUCAACGAACCCCAUUUCAUCUCAGCGUACGAUGUGGGUCUCUUCACCUUUUUCUUUCUGCGUGAGAACGCCGUGGAACACGACUGUGGGAAGACUGUCUACUCCCGGGUGGCCCGGGUCUGUAAGAACGACAUCGGAGGGCGGUUCCUACUGGAGGACACCUGGACCACCUUCAUGAAGGCCAGGCUGAACUGCUCGCGCUCAGGAGAGAUCCCCUUCUACUAUAACGAGCUGCAGAGCACCUUCUAUCUGCCUGAACAAGACCUCAUCUAUGGGAUAUUCACCACCAACGUGAACAGUAUAGCAGCAUCUGCAGUGUGUGCAUUUAACCUUAGCUCCAUCACCCAGGCCUUCAACGGGCCCUUCCGUUCCCAGGAGAACCCCCGCUCUACCUGGCUGCCCACCCCCAACCCCAUCCCCAACUUCCAGUGUGGGACCAUAGAUGAUGACGGGGGUCCUAACGAUGGUCUGACGGAGCGCAGCCUCCAGGACGCCCAGCGGCUGUACCUGAUGAACGACGUGGUGCAGCCCGUCUCUGUGGACCCCUUGGUCAUGCAGGACGAUGUGCGCUUCUCCAGGCUGGUAGUGGACAUCGUACAGGGUCACGACACCCUCUACCACGUCAUGUACAUCGGCACAGAAUACGGCACCAUCCUGAAGGCCCUGGCCACCACCAAUAAGAGCCUUCAGGGGUGUUACCUGGAGGAGAUCCAGCUCCUCCCCCCUGGGGUGCGGGAGCCAAUCCUGAACCUGCAAAUCCUUCACAGUGAUAGGUCACUGUUUGUAGGACUCAACAACAGAGUUCUGAAGAUUCCAUUGGAGAGAUGCUCCAACUACAAGACUGAGACGCUAUGCCUGGAGGCACGGGACCCCUACUGUGGCUGGGACAGAAAACAGAGAAGCUGCACCACUCUAGAGGACAGCUCCAACAUGAGCCAGUGGAGUCAGAACAUCACUGUGUGUCCGCUGAGGAACCAGACCACCAAUGGCGUCUUUGGACCCUGGACGACGUGGCAACCAUGCAGCAAUGACGAUGGCGACGGCACCAGCUCCUGUCUGUGUCGCUCCAGGGUGUGUGACAAUCCUUCUGCUCGUUGUGGUGGGAGGAACUGUGAGGGGUCCACCAUCGAAGUCUCCAAUUGCUCCAGAAACGGAGGAUGGACACCAUGGUCGUCAUGGGGACAGUGCAGCACCACCUGUGGAACAGGGUUUGAGAUGCGCCAGCGCUCCUGCAACAACCCCUCGCCCCGACAUGGGGGACGUGUGUGUGUGGGCCCGGUCAGGGACGAGAGGUUCUGUAACGAAGGUGUGUCGUGUCCCCAGCCUAUCUUCUGGUCCCUAUGGGGUGCCUGGGCUAAGUGCAGUGCAGAGUGUGGAGGAGGGGUCCACUCCAGGGUCAGAAGCUGUGAGAACGGGAACAGCUGCCCAGGCUGCGCAUUGGAAUACAAGGCAUGUAACCUUGAGGCGUGUCCAGAGGUGAAGAGGAACACCCCUUGGACCCCGUGGAUGCCUGUCAACGUGACGCUGGGCGGAGCACGCCAAGAGCAGAGGAUGCGCUACAUGUGCCGCGCCCAGCUGGCAGACCCCCACGAGCUGCAGAUUGGACGACGCAAAGUAGAGACCCGCUUCUGCCCCAACGACGGCAUGGCCACCUGCGAGACUGACACUCUGGUGGAGGACCUCCUGAGGACCCCUGUGGUACGAGUGGCGGGCUCCGGCUGGUCGUCAUGGGAGACGUGGUCCGCCUGCUCCCAGGACUGUGCCAAAGGGUACCGUACCCGCAAGCGCACCUGUGCCACGCCAGAGGGCAAGGUUGCCCCCCCAGCCUGCAGGGGUUCGCCCGUAGAGUACCAAGACUGCAACUCUCAGGCCUGCCCAGUGAGUGGAGCCUGGUCCUGUUGGUCGUCCUGGUCUCAGUGUUCGGUACCCUGUGGUGGAGGGCACUAUCAGCGUACCCGCUCCUGUAACAACCCCAGCCCUGGCAACGGAGGAGAUAUCUGUAUUGGCCUACACACUGAGGAAGCGCUGUGCAACACACACACCUGUGACGGUAGCCUUCCACAGGCUUCCCACGAUAAGCUGGGUGAAUUUUGGCCCAUUCCUCCUGACAGAGCUGGUGUAGCUGAGUCAGGCGGCUGGAUGGCCUGGUCUCUGUGGUCAGCAUGUGAUGACGUAGGGCUGCAGGUACGCAGCCGGGUCUGUGGGGCUCAAGGCUCCGCCCCCUGUGUGGGAAACAGCACUGAGCACAGGGACUGCAACGAGAUUCCAGUGAUUCUCCCUGCGUCUGGCUUUGAUAAGGACCAGCAAUGCAGAGCAUUCACCUCUCUGCACCUGAUAGCCACAGGCGUGUCUUGUUUCCUGGGGGCGGGCCUUCUGUCCUUCUUGGUCUAUGUGUACUGCCAGCACUUCCACAAGCCCUCGCAGGAGUCUGCCGUCAUACACCCAACCACACCCAACCACCUCAACUACAAGGGCAACACCACACCAAAGAACGAGAAGUACACGCCCAUGGAGUUCAAGGUAUUGUCACAGACUCUGAACAAGAACAACCUGCUCCCAGACGAGAGGUCUAACUUCUACCCAACGCCCCUGCAGCAAACUAACGUUUACACUACCACCUACUACCCCACAGCGCUGGGCAAAUUCGACUACAACAGGCCUGACUCCUCCCCUUCCCCUUGCAGGACCUAUAACCACAGCUGAGACACACACCCCAAGGACCCCAGCCCCACCUACCUACCCAGACUGAACUCCACCCCCAUCGCCAUGGUGACAAAUGCCAUGGUGACUGAACACAACCUAAGACCUGGAUCUCAUUUUUGCUCUCCUUUCCUUUAUCCCAUGGUAUCGCCAAAAUGGUGGGGUGUGUGUGUGUAAGGGUAUACCUGGAACGUACUAUCAGCACUCUGUAGGGGUGGAUACAGUAUGGAUACUGAUGCCUUCCCUAGACUCACUAACUAGAGCCAGGAACCUGAUCCUGGUACUGGACAUCACAGUGUCAACGUAGUGCUUUGAUGGAGAGCUGAAUGAUGAACUCCAUAAGACACUAUACGCUACAGUAUGGAUUUGGACAAUGACUUAUCCCUGUGGAACUUGACAACCUGAUCGCCUUACUGUGGGUGUUGUGCUAUUCAGAGAGGCUAGAGGUGGCCUUAAGAGAUACUCAAAAUGGCCACAUCUUCUCCUCUCUGGUCUGUCUGGUCACCUCUAUGAAUGAGUCUCUAUGACACCAACAUCCCCUCUGUCUGCAGCUUUUAUCCCCAUUCUAAACUCAGAAUUCUCCCAACAACAAGUUACCGGGAACAUCCCAACCGGCGCAUAUCCUGGUGUCUGUCCUUGCUUCAGUGCGGUGGUUGCAAAUCAUGAGGAAACCAAAAAAAUUACUAAAUUAAUUCAAGAGAUCAGGAGGCCAAUAUCAGUUCUAUUGUGUUUGGAGGUGGAUGGAUGAAUGCACUCAGCUCACGUCAUCACAUGACAUGAGGAGGACAAGAACCUGGGACUUCAGCUCUGCUAUGUUUUUGGGUGGUACUAGAGGACCAGGGGAACAAAGGCACAUCCAUGGAUGGCAGCGUGUGAUCGGUUAUGGACAAAACACUACCUAUAUUGGUCCACACAGAUACAGACAUACUCAUUGCUGGAUAGACUCUAGUUUUAAUCUGCUUAUGUCCAAACAAGGCCCCACACCUCAGGCUGCCUAGCUGUGUUAUGUAAUGUAUAGGUAGACUUCCCAGGGAACGAUCUGAACAUGGGAUAGAGAUCUGAGGUGUCUGACUGAGAGAGUUGGAAUCAGUUGACGGGAUAUAGUUGGUACAGCUUUGGGUUGCCUCGGGUGCCUGUCUGUAUGCAACAGAGGGGAUAAUGUGGGGUCAGAUUAUAUAAAGACUUCUAGAAGGGCAUUCCCUUGAUUCUAGAAUUAAAUGGAUGCAUUCUACUGAGCACUGUACCUACCUACUACCGCUCAGUGUGCAAAACUGGACUGCAACCGCAUUUUGAUAUGAUAUCAUACAAGCUAGGAUAAUAAGCUAGUAGUGUGGCACCUUUUUUUAAGUGGUUUUGUUAUGAGGAGGUUAUUUGUUUCAUGCUAGAGAGAGAGAGAACAGUAGUAUAGGAGGAAAAGUUUUAUUCCACAAAUAAUAGCUGAUUCACUUUUUAGUUUCUCAUCAGUUUCACAUCACAAAAUACAUUAUUUUUACAUUUUUCAAAGCAGCUUAGUAGCCAAUGUGUAUCUGACAUAUUUUACAAAUAAGAACAAAAAUAUAAAACACAGAUUCAUGUAGAAGCAAAUAUAAGUCUGACUGUAGCAAAUAUUAAUGGAUCCCUCUCUUAACAUUGCUAAAUCAUGCUUAGAAAUAGUGGUAUGAGAUUAAUGUUUUGCUUGUAUGUGUAUGUUUGCUUGCUUCGUAUGUGUAUGCCUGUGAGCUUGAAUGAGGAGAGGAACAGACAACUCUAUGUAUUUUGUACAAUGUAAAUGUAAUGCUUUAUUACAUAUGACUGUAUAUGACGGGAUCUGUAAAGGACCAUGUGCAUUUUUUCACACAUUAUGAUGAUGGCACUCCUGACGUUCCGCUGGGUUUCUGUGUGUUCCACGUAUAAGAUGUUAAUCAUUGUAAGUUUAAGGAGAGCUGUACGGUUCUCAUGGGGAAGCUUGGAUCAUAAAGGAAUUUGAGAAACACAACUGAGCUAUAUUUUCUUAUUAUGCCUGAUGUUAUGCUAAUUCAGCAGCAAUGCUUCUAGUUCCUCUCAUAGAAAUAGAAGGAUUUUAUUCUAUCAUUCUAAUUCUAUAGUUCCGCUAUAUGCACGAGAGCUCUAUCUGUACAUAAGAGACAGCCUUCGAUCUGCAGACCAUUAAUGACAUCUAAAGGUUAGUAUAAUGUAAAUGUAUAUUAUUGUAUAGCUAACACUGUUUUUUGUUUUGUUUGUUUUGUUUGAAGCCUUAUAGUUGUAAAAAAGUGCAGCAGCUAUGUACACACCAACCAUGGGGUUUGUAAGGGGAUAGAGCUAGUCAAUGUGACUGGUUGACUACGGCCUAGACAUCUUUUCCAGGGAUCUAUUCAUUCCACCGAUUCUGUUGCAAAAUGUUUCGCAAACGGAAUGAAACGAAGAGGGACGUACAUGAAUUUGUCUAAUAAAAACUCCUGUUUUUCUCUUUUAGCUUCCGUUUGGGUCUUAAACGGUUUCCGUAAUGAAUACACAACAGCUGUUUUGUUACUUUGUGCAGAUGUACAGUUUGGCUACAUCUUGUGUAGUAUCUUAGAGUAACAAAGACAGCCCGUCGUUUUAGAGGCACUUGUGCCAGUUUAAUACAGAAUCAAUGUCACCACCACAACAAAACAUUUAUAAUUAAAAGCCCUACCUUAAUAAAACAUGUAAAAUAAGAACUUGAUACAGCAAAUGUACAACAAAGAGUCAUGUAAAUUAGAUCAAAGUAAUUCUGCUGUUUAGAGGACUUAAAGUAACACUUCCAUCCUGUGGUUUUCCUUUUCCACACAGGCCUCACCCACGUUUCUUGGGUUUUUAAUUGGCUCCCCCUAAAUGGUGACUCCCUCUAAUUUGCUUCCCCUGGCCCUGUAGUCACUUUUGAUUGGACAAGCUGGAUGCCACAUUGUGGAGCUCUGUCCCCUGAUUGGCUCGGUGCCCUUCUAUGCAACUGACCUGGUGGUACUGUUAGAUAUGUGACAUAGACUGUAAUCACUGCCUUUUAGACACUGUGAAUUUUUUGGUACUCUAUAUUUUUGUAUAUUGUACAUUAUAAAGGAUAAUAAACCUUGAUGCCAACA